AUGCUUGGAAUGCUGAAACGCAAUCACGCGCAGCAUGCAAAGCAAAAGCACGUUACCAGUUCCACUUAUAUGCGCCGCCGAGCUGAAGCCAUUUUGAAGUUGCUUUCUGGUGGGGACUCUUCUGAAGUGAGGAUCCGCCAACUCCUCGGCGACAGUCCUGACACCAGCAAAGCUCUCCGAAUGCUGCUGAGGCUGCAAGCGGUGAAAAGAUCGGGCUCAGGUGGGCGCCAUGACCCCUAUAUUUACAAGAUAGCUGAAUAAGGUUGUCACAAACAGCUAGACAGUAGCGGCUUAUAUAUAUGUAGGUACCCA
Messenger RNA from Neltuma alba, 312 nucleotides. RefSeq lists its product as uncharacterized. The coding region runs from base 1 to 261 and encodes 86 amino acids. NCBI's taxonomy places the organism in Eukaryota, Viridiplantae, Streptophyta, Magnoliopsida, Fabales, Fabaceae. The record is from RefSeq and is a predicted model, not a curated record. The transcript is spliced from 3 exons.